This is a messenger RNA of Brassica rapa (field mustard), 793 nucleotides long. RefSeq lists its product as uncharacterized. NCBI's taxonomy places the organism in Eukaryota, Viridiplantae, Streptophyta, Magnoliopsida, Brassicales, Brassicaceae. The record is from RefSeq and is a predicted model, not a curated record.
AUUUGCUAAGAUCUAAACCAAAUCCACAGACUCCCACUGAAUCUUCUCUCGCUCCACCGCGAUGGAAAGAGAGGACGAAGAGUGGGAACUAUGCAACGACGACGGCUUCGUUUUCAAGCGAGAGAAGCGGAGCCGUAUCUCAAACCCCGGAGAAACAUCCAAUCCGGUGAAUCCGGAGCUAGAUCCCGCCGCCGAGGAGAGGAAUCGAAGGAUGCGGAAGAAGAGAACGCUGUCGAAGCUCAGACGCAAGUACCGGAGUGAGAUCCAGCAGUGGGAAGCUCUGUCGAACAGAUUCAACACCAUGCAAGAGAAAGCUGCUCAGUUUCAAACGUCGCAGAGAGAAGAAGAGAGGUUAAACGCUAACGAAGCGACGUCGUUUCACGAUGGUUCCUCUUCCGCGUCUAUUUACCUCGAUGAACUUCUCUCUGUGACGGAGGCACAAGAAGUGAUAAUCAAUGAUGUCUCGAACAUGUGCGAAGUUGCAGAGAACAUAACUAGAGUGGAAGAAGAAGAAGAGAGGCAGUUAUUAUUUGAUCUUGAUGUUUGGAGCUCACCGACGAAUCUAAUGGCGUCGCUUUGUGCUGAUUAAACACUUAGUUCUGAACCCUCUGCUCUGUACAUUCCUGUCUUGUGUUCGAACUGUAUUAACAAGAUGUGAAUAAACACAACAUCUGCAGCAUUAACUUACGAAUCACAUAGUGUUAUAUGUAUGUGUAACAAUGUAACAUGUUUCAAACAAUCUAAAGAUGUUGGAAGGUAGAAGAUUAUAUGGUUGAGACUAAUUCUUUUAAGA